AUGCGUGACUUUCAUCAAAUCUCUCUCAGUUCACGUCACACAGCUGGAGAAAUAGAGGCACGUUCUCUAGUAGUCGACAUUUAUCAAGUUCGUUUAUGGAAACUACUUCAUAAAGCCGAUAAACAAGAUACUGCGGCAAUCUAUGAUGUUUUUAAAUGUAGUAUCAAUGAAUUAUUGCAUACUAUUGUUGCACUUUAUGAUUCAACAUUGCCUGAUAUUGGCACUGAAACAAUCUAUAGUACGAUUUGUAACAAAAAAGUUGUAACUGUUCUUGUUGCUAUUGGUAAAAACAAUAAUCCAACGAAAUCAAUCGUGAAAAAACCAUCGAAAAAGGAUCAAAUCAUUGAUGAAGAAGAUUGUCUUGAUAAACUUUUAGAAGAUAUUGAUUCUCCUGAUAGUGUAUUUAAAAAUAAACUAGUCUUUGCAUAUAGAGACGAAGACGAUGAUAGUACGGAAGAAAAGAAAAGUGACGAUGACGACAGUGAGACUGACUAUUCAAUUGGAAUUGGAAAAUUUUUAGAAAAAGUUAAAUCGUGUUCAAUUACUGUUCAACAAAAGCUAAUAGCGUGCGCCACAUUUCAAAAAGUGACAACAGCUCAGCAUCCCUUUCAAGAGGAAAACGUUAUCGAUCUUCAGCUAAUAGCUUGUAGAAAAAAAUAUCGUAAUAAUGGUAUAGGACGAUAUUUAGUCAAAUUGUUAAUGGAUCAUGCUUAUAUUGGAGAUUAUGACGCCGUUGUUACGGCAGCAGAUCAGGAGGCAAUCGAUUUUUACCGUAAAUUCGGUUUUACAGAAGAUGCAAUACUCACGAGUAAAUAUAAGCAGCGGACAAUGUUUAGUGGUUAUCAGAAUCAAGCUGCUUUAUUUAAUCGUUUGAAAAAUGAAAUGAUUGGACUCUAUGCAAAGAUUAACGCACAAGAAUUGACGAUAACAUCAUUAUAUAAAGAAAAUACAUCAUUGAAAGCACAACUGGCAAAACUAGGACAAAGACGAGAAGAUAGAGGAGACGAUGAAGAACCGCACAAUGAAGACGAAAAUAGUAUUUGCGAUCAUUUUUUAACAGAGCAGUUAGAAAAAGUAUCAUUACAAGGCGAACAAUCUCUUAUCGCUCAAAUGUCUUUAUUAAUGGACGAUGAUUGCAAUCAACAAUUAGCAAUUGACUAUAGUUCAUCUAUGUUAACAAAUUCAAAUAUGUAUCGAAUAAAAGCGAAAAAGAUUCGAGUCGAUUCAGCGUCAAAUGCACUUUAUCAAAGUGCUCGUUCGUCGUUACAAGGACAGAAAAAUGAAACGUUGCUAUUUUACAGUGGUCAUUCAGAUCAUCUGGAUGUAGUUGCGGAUGCCGGUUUUACGAGUGAAGAUUUUGUUUACGGAAAUUUUGGUAAAGGACUUUAUUUCAACUCAAAUAUUUGUGAUUGUCUAGUUAAAAAUAUUGGAGAAAUACAAAAAGUUUUAUUAUGCAAAGUAGCAUUGGGCAAAAUUGACGAGAUAAUGAUUAAUUCUACAAAUAAAAUUAGCUCAACAAGAAAAACGGGUUUCGAUUCAGUGAAGAUUUUGAGUACCAAAAAUUCCAAUUCUGCUAACAGUUUUAAGAGUGAGCAUGUUAUAUUCAGCGCACAUUUAGCAAUACCGUUGUUUCUACUGACAUUUCAACCAGCGAACUAG
Didymodactylos carnosus is the source of this 1659-nucleotide messenger RNA. The record is from the annotation of a GenBank genome assembly. NCBI's taxonomy places the organism in Eukaryota, Metazoa, Rotifera, Eurotatoria, Philodinida, Philodinidae.